Messenger RNA from Pipistrellus kuhlii (Kuhl's pipistrelle), 1514 nucleotides. RefSeq names its product chromosome unknown C9orf24 homolog (gene SPMIP6). The record is from RefSeq and is a predicted model, not a curated record. Gene Ontology annotation, molecular function: alpha-tubulin binding. Gene Ontology annotation, cellular component: perinuclear region of cytoplasm; manchette. The transcript is spliced from 7 exons. NCBI's taxonomy places the organism in Eukaryota, Metazoa, Chordata, Mammalia, Chiroptera, Vespertilionidae. Bases 564 to 1463 code for a protein of 299 amino acids.
AAACAAGCCCGCCUCAGCUCCCUGACUGGGGUGUGGGCAAGGGGCAGGGGGGCUGGGAUGGGGAGAAAACGGGUCCUCUGAACGCACAUUUCACUCUACCUCCACUCGUGGGUUCCCAGGCGAAGCCUGCCACUGACCUGCUGCAUCCCCCUGGUGAGUCACUUGGCCCACGGGAACCUCCAGUUCUGUUCAUCAAAGCGAGAAGGUUGGCCUAGAACAUCUCCAGGGGCCCUCUGCACUCUCGGAAACCGGGUUCUUUUGAGAGGACUUGAGGGAGGAAAAGGCUGGAGUAGGAAGAGAAUCGGACCUCCUCACUUCCUCAGGGCUGGGACUGAGCCAGGUGAUAUCAUAAUGGGCAGUGCCCAUCCUGGAGGGGGCAGCAGGGUGGGGUAGGAGCAGGAAAGCUGUGAGGGGGAAGUUGAGAGUCCUCCAUAGGGAGGGAAUCACAGCAGCUAAAGGCGCCUGCUGGGCUGGCGGCGUGGGCUAUCUGGGAGGGGGAUCACUGAUGGUUUGCAGGGCCGCUGGGUAGGUAGAGCCCACCUGGGCAUUCCCUAGACUCCACUAUGUUCCUCUUCUCCCGAAAGACCAAGACCCCCAUCAGCACCUACACUGACUCCUACAGGGCUCCUACCUCCAUCAAGAAGGUCUACAACGACCCACCUCUGUGGGCCUGGGAACCCAACAAGUUUGUGACCCAGGGCCUGACUAGGACUUUUCAUCGCAAUGUGGAUCAGGAAGCCCUGGAGAAGAUGGUUAAAUGUGCUGUGCGGGACUACACCUAUAAGAGUUCCAUACCAGGCCACCCCUACUUGCCUGAGAAAUACUGGCUCUCUCGAGAGGAAGCAGACAGAUGCAACCCCAACUAUUUGUGUAGUGACUGGGGUAACUCAUGGAGAAUGGGGCCUUGCUGCUGCAGUGGCUGGAACAAGUGUACCACGUGCCUUCCCCGGCUGCCUAAGGAAGCCGGGAUGGAGACAGCAGUUCGAGGAAUGCCCUUGGAGUACCCUCCUAAGCCGGAGCGACUCAAUGCCUAUGAGCGCGAGGUGGUGGCGAACAUGCUGAACUCGCUGUCGCGGUACCAGACGCUGCCGCAGAUCACGCCCCGGUGCGGGUGCGUGGACCCGCUGCCGGGCCGCCUGCCUUUCCAGGGCUACGAGAGCCCUUGCUCGGGCCGCCACUACUGCCUGCGCGGGAUAGACUACUGCGUCUCCGGGGCGCCGUGCAUGGAGCGCCGCCUGCAGCCUCAGUGCCCCACGCAGCCCACUGUAAGGAGUGUGUUGCCCUGCGAGCACCGGCCCGGGAUGCACUGUGCUGUAAUAACUCCCCAGCGGCCGUACUACCCUUGUCCGAACCUUAGGUGGGACACAAGUCACUUUAAGAAGACCGGUGGCUACCAGAGAAACAGCUAUAUUAUCCACCCUGAGUUUUUGUCCGAGAAUUACCCUGGCAACCCCUACUGGUAGAGUGGGGGACCAGGCCAAGGGGGCUGAGCAAUAAAUAAACUUUUCACCCCA